Molecule: messenger RNA, 1128 nt
Organism: Brassica napus (rape)
Lineage: Eukaryota; Viridiplantae; Streptophyta; Magnoliopsida; Brassicales; Brassicaceae
Exons: 2
Coding region: 1-1128 (375 amino acids)
Source: RefSeq, a predicted model, not a curated record
AUGCGUAAACGGGUUUGGACGUUUAAUGAGUGGAGCAUUGUGAUUGAUCGGUGGGUGGAGAAGCCACCAGAUGACUAUUUGAAGUAUUUGUUGGUUUGGGUUCAGAUUCGAAACAUUCCGGUGAACCACUACACGAAAGAAGCUAUUGGAACUUUUGGUGAUUUUAUUGGUAAGGUAGAUGUGGUUGCUUUUGAUCCAAACAAAGCACAAAGUCAUGACUACGUUAGGGUACGGGUCUUUUUUGAUGUUUCGAGACUUGUUAGGAAAACGAAAGUUAUCAAUCUACCGGGUGGGGGUACGGUAACCCUACGGUACGACUUUGAGAGGAUACAGAAGAUAUGCUAUCACUGUCAACGCCUAACUCAUGAGAAGGACAAAUGCCCACUGCUAAUUCAGGAGAGGAAGGAUAAAGCUUUUGAGCAUAGGAAGAAGGUUUUGGCCGAGAAGCAGAAAAGAGAGCUGAUGAUUCAUCGAGACGAUCCUCUCUUUGGAGUCUUGAGUGAUGAGCAAGUGGGUCUGGAUCCUGCUACUGGGAAACGUAAAAUUAAUCCCGAGGUUUUACAAAAUAUGCGUGAAUAUCUCUUAGCAGCUGAAGGUGGAGAAAAGCGUGUGCGGGAGGAACGUAACUUUCUGAGACUGGAGUCCCCGCCUUUGGUUAUCUGUGAUUUAGACAAAGGCAAAGGAGUAGUCUCUGACUAUGCUCUGAAGAAUGUGGAGAACCAAGUUGUACUGCGAAGGUCUAAGGGGAAUGUAAACAAAAGCUUGGUGAUCAGGGAUCCCCAACCAUUAGUACCUGACUUGCUCAGGGGAAAAACUGGAGAUCAUGCCCUUUCUCCUAUCUUUUUUGAAUGUUCGACGGGUUUUAGCUCUGGAUUCUCAGACGCUAACUCUUCCGGGACUUCACGACAAAAGGGAGGCAAGCGCUAUAGGCCACCAAAGAGGAUGAGGAAGUUUAAGCCGAAAUCUCCGGCUUCGGAGGGAGAUGGGGCCAAGGAGAAGAGUAUUGACGAUACUGAGAUAAAAAGUGCUUUCAAGAGAAGAGCUGAGGCUGUGGCGGGGGAAUUUGCUAGAGUUGCGAGAAUGUCAAAAUCAGAGGUGGUCCCAAAUGGGGGACUGCCCAAUCAAUAA